This is a messenger RNA of Oryzias melastigma (Indian medaka), 2429 nucleotides long. It is a transcript of the gene ngb, whose product is annotated as neuroglobin. Bases 453 to 932 code for a protein of 159 amino acids. NCBI's taxonomy places the organism in Eukaryota, Metazoa, Chordata, Actinopteri, Beloniformes, Adrianichthyidae. The transcript is spliced from 5 exons. Gene Ontology annotation, molecular function: heme binding; oxygen binding. The record is from RefSeq and is a predicted model, not a curated record.
GCUGUGGCUCACUUUAUCUCCUUGGUGGCAUGUAGAGAGAGAUCCCGCUUUUUUCUCCUUCAGUGGCAUAAAUAAUAUCCUCAGAGAGAGAGAGCAUAUCAGAAGGCAUGCAGGAAGAGGAAAGGGAGAAAGAUAGCAGCCAGUGUGACAGUUGAGAGCGUGACAGAACUUGUCUUCCUGCACCGUGGGCUGAGGGGGAAAAGGAACAAGUGCACCAGAGUGGCAGGCAGCUGCCAGCAGCACAAAAACAGUCACACACUGAAACAGACAGACCCCCGAGCUUCACUGCACCAGAGGAAGUUGAGAGAGAGGACUGACCUCCAGCAGGUGGGUUAGCAGAAGUUUUAUCUGUGGAUUCACCCCAAUAUUAUGGCUUUCCUCAGACCGAGCCUUGUUGUCCUGUAGAGGACUUGUGUGCUUUCCUUUCAGAAGAAGUUUUCUUGCGAGCAAAGAUGGAGAAGCUGUCAGGGAAAGACAAGGAGCUGAUACGAGGCAGCUGGGAGAGCCUGGGCAAAAACAAAGUUCCACACGGGGUGAUCAUGUUCUCCAGACUGUUUGAGCUGGACCCCGAACUCCUAAAUCUUUUCAACUAUAGCACAAACUGUGGCUCCACACAAGACUGCCUUUCCAGCCCGGAGUUCCUUGAUCAUGUCACCAAGGUCAUGCUUGUGAUUGAUGCGGCUGUCAACCACCUGGAUGAUCUCCACUCCUUGGAGGACUUUCUGCUCAACCUUGGGAGGAAGCAUCAAGCAGUGGGAGUCAGCACGCAGUCGUUCGCUGUGGUGGGCGAGUCUCUUCUGUACAUGCUCCAGUGCAGUCUGGGUCAGGCCUACACCGCAGCGCUGAGUCAAGCCUGGCUCAACAUGUACAGCAUCGUGGUGGCUGCAAUGAGCCGAGGGUGGGCCAAGAACGGCGAGGACAAGGCCGACUGAGGCACCGAGCAGUGUGCUGUCAGUGAUCAGCAUGGUUGCCAUGGAAUAAGGUUGUGUAACUGUGCAGCAUCAGCUUGGCUGCUGUACAUCUGCUCUGUGACUGGGGGUUGUAUAGCAUAGCAAAUGUGUGGUGUAGGUACACUUCUAACUGAGACGGAUCUAUAGCAGAGCUUGUUUGCUGUGGAUGUUUAGCUAGCAGGGAACGCUGUUGUACAGCUGUAAACCAGUUUGGUUGAGCAAAACGUAGGAAUUAUUCUCAGAUCAAUCUGUAAAUAACAGCAAUCUACUGAAAUGAUAGCAGUGACUUUAGUGGUCUUUGUGAUGUAUCUUGGAGUCACACACUCGUGAAACACGACAUAUUAUGUUUAGGCAUCACACUACUCUAACUGUGACUGUUACUGUGGUCAACAAAGGCAGCUCUUUAUCUAACUGGAACACAAUGUUACUAAAAACCAUGUGGGGACAAUGCAAUGUGAAGGAGAAAAUCCAACCACUGUUAUCACUGUUAUCAUGGUCGUACCUUUUUUUAUGCCGCACUUAGCAUUUUCUUUUGUCUUACUUUACUAUUAUAAUCUUUUUGCUACAAUCAAGUUGAUUUAUUGUUAUAUAAUAGCUAUUGACAUGAACUGUUAAACACUCUCUUAUAGCUUUCUCCAGUAACUGUUAAGGUGUCCAUACACACCUUCAUACAUGUGGUGUUCAAAGCUCUUCUCACUCAAGGUUGUCAGUAGGCAUUUAAUGACUGUUAAAUAAACACAAAUGAAUAGACUGUUAUGUGACCUUUAGCCGUAAAAAGCAUAUUGAUGGGUUCUGUCUUUGUUCUUGGCCAACAACAUUUAUUGUCAGUGUAAAGUGGUUUCGUUGUGCGGUGGCUGUUUAUCUUACAAAUGUUUAUGAACUGUAUUUUUGUGACUCAACCAUACAACUUAAGCAUUAUUCGAGAGGUAAACACAGAAUUUGGGUGUUUAUCACAGCUCAUAUAACCUUGCUAAGUAACUUUACAACAGUGUGCCAAGUAUUAGGUGACACCAUUGAACUGUAAGCUGCUGACAUUUGGUUAUUACGGCUUUUAGCUUAUAUAAAUUAUUUUAAUAUUAUUUUUUGUGUAGUAUGUUUUGCCAAAUGUCAUAUCUUCAUAAAAAUGGUCACUAAGACAACAGAAAAUGUUUUUUAUGAUCAGAACAAUACAUUUAAAAGUGCAUUUCUUACACAAAAAACAUGUUUAACGUAUGUGUUCAGCCCACAGGUGUCUUGUUUGUUUGCUGGCCAUGUUGUAUUUACAGUAAUUCUUUUAUGAGGCUCAGUUUUCAGCCCUAUGCAGGUUUCUGUUACUUCCUGUUUUUUUUAAGCUUUUAUUUUGUAAUCAUGCUAACAGAUAAGCGAUUUCUUUAUAUUUUAGCAUCCAGAUAUGUACAUAUUGGGUGUGUCACUGUCUACCUCAUCAAGAUCAGCUGCUAAAACAGUGAUAUAGUCACCUAUUUCUCCUUCAACCAAAAA